UUGGCGCCAAUUCUGUUAGUGGUCGUAUGCUCCCAUCCAUCACACGUUCACAAUCGAUUGACUAUCAGAAAUACUUGGGCUUUUAACUUUUCAAAACAGAUAAGUGUCGUGUUUUUGAUUGGAAAAGUCAAAGACGAUUCCUGGAACUCUGUAAUAAGAAGAGAAAGUCUCAUACAUAAAGAUAUUGUAAAAGUGGACGUGAUAGAAACGUAUAGAAAUCUUACAGUCAAAAUGAUGGCUGGUUUUAAGGCAAUUUUAACUCAAUUUCAAUUCGUGAAAUAUAUUCUGAAAACAGACGAUGACACUUUCAUAAAUCUUCCGUAUCUUUUAAGAGAAUUAAAUACCAAUAUUAAUUUUGUUCCAGCUGAUCAAGUAGUCGGUGCCUUGUGUAUAAAAUCUAGAGUGAUAAGAGACCCUCGUGAUGUUUGGUUUGUUCCAUAUAGUAUUUACUCUAAUAGCACAUAUCCUCCUUAUGUACACGGCGGUGCAUAUUUAUUACAAUAUUCUACUUUAAAUAAACUCUUAUCUUAUUCCAUAUCACCAUAUUUACAGUUAGAAGAUGUUUAUAUAACAGGAAUAUUAUCUAGAGAUAGUGGAAUCAUUCCUGUUAGUCACAGAGCCUUCUCUUUC
This is a messenger RNA of Lottia gigantea (owl limpet), 630 nucleotides long. RefSeq lists its product as hypothetical. The annotation marks the transcript as partial. Gene Ontology annotation, molecular function: hexosyltransferase activity. The record is from RefSeq and is a predicted model, not a curated record. The transcript has a single exon. Gene Ontology annotation, cellular component: membrane. Lineage: Eukaryota; Metazoa; Mollusca; Gastropoda; Lottiidae.